Messenger RNA from Anneissia japonica, 3262 nucleotides. RefSeq names its product mediator of RNA polymerase II transcription subunit 27-like. The record is from RefSeq and is a predicted model, not a curated record. The coding region runs from base 60 to 977 and encodes 305 amino acids. Gene Ontology annotation, biological process: regulation of transcription by RNA polymerase II. Gene Ontology annotation, molecular function: transcription coactivator activity. Gene Ontology annotation, cellular component: mediator complex. The transcript has 8 exons. Lineage: Eukaryota; Metazoa; Echinodermata; Crinoidea; Comatulida; Comatulidae.
UCAAUGCAAGUAUUGGGAGAAAACGGGAGAAAAGAAAGCAAAAAGUUGAAAAGAGAGAGAUGUCGGAUAUCCAUGAGAAAAAUAGUAAAGCAUUUUUACAAGCUAUCGAAGCUAUCCAAAGGCUUCGGGCGAGUGUUACCAAUGUUUUUGAUCAGUUGAAAGAUGGCAAAAAGAUGCCUACAGACGGCAACACAAAAGAACGUGCUUUCUUAAGCGAAUUGCAAGCUGGGCUGAUGCUGGUUACUACCGAAUUUGAGCAAUUUGAAAAGCAAGCAUUGACGUUACCUAAAUGGACUGAAGUACCACCACUUGGCAACACCAGUCUACUGUCCCUUGACCCAAUAACUGACAGACUAUCAUUCUAUCAUGAAGCUCUAGAGGCCUACAAAUGGUCUGAUAAGAUGCGUGAACACAGCAAUUUGUCUGCAUUGCUUUUGAGCCAGAGUAUAAGCAAGCGUUCAUCUAGUGUAGGACCACACUCCAACAAGAGGAAAAGACCUCCAAUCACAAGUCACGCCAUUGCCCCUGAUGUGGUUGAUGCUAUCACAUUAAGUAUAGACCAGCACUUUACAGAUUUAACAAUACAAAGGAUACAAGUGUCUCCAUAUGUUCUUCAGGUAACAUUAAGUAGAACUUUCCAAGCUAUCAUUGUGCUUCGUGGUUUGUUGAUAGAAAGGGUUAUCGUCAAGGCAACACAUGAGAAUGUCACUAGAGAAGACGGCUCUCCUGAUUGCUGGACACCAUCCAAGUAUCUUGUUUUUCAAAAGAUCACAGACCAUGUGACAGCAACAAUGUUGCAUUAUCAUUAUCCAAACUCUCCAGAAAUUGCUCUCAAACAGUUUAUGAACUGGUUAAGGAGUUACAACAAAUUGUUUUCUACACCCUGUAAGAGGUGUGGCAAAUACCUUCAAGACAACUUGCCCCCAACUCACCGCGACCUCAGAAAGCAUGAGCCGUACCACGAGUCCUGCAGAUGAGACUGGCCGCCACUGAAGCCUUUGCCUUCUUAAAGUGGCACAGUUUGCAGUACUUUUGCACACAUUGUCUUUAAAAAUUGUUGACGUAUAAGUAGUUCUGCCAAACCAACAGCAGCUUUUGUCAUGAACUUUAAUACUUUAACUAGUGGAGCUCUUGGUAAUUAAUGCUUGCCUUUCAACCCAUAGUCCCUAUUUCAAGUUUUUUCUAAUGACAAAAACAUAACUCGACUCUCACAAUAAGACUGUGUAGAGCCCGGGUAUUUAACCUUUUUAAGCUGGUGGCCAGUUCCAAUCCGUUGUGACCAGUGGCGGGCCGACAUAAAAUGUGUAUUUUCAUAUUUUUCAAUGUCAGGGGUGUACAGAAUCACAUGUGUAUGUUACCUAAAUGAAUGAAAUAUAUUAAUAAAAAUUAUUAUAUACCGAUAUCUAGAUUCCAGGCAUUUGAUUGGUUAAAAGCGGGGCAAUAGUUCCAGCGGUAUAUAAAAUAAGUAUUUACUUGGUUUACUGGGUAGUUGUAAUUGGACCAUAGUUCAAAAUAUAGCCCUCGGUGAUCUGGAGGCUGUACUGUUGAACUAUGCCCUUCAACCCAGUAAAUAUUUUUAUAAUAUACAUUUUGGAUUGUCACAUUUAGAAUACAUAUUUCUUAAGAAAGUAUUUUUUGUAUACUAUUUCUACAAGAUGUAACUAUUAGUAAAAGCGUGUACAGAACUAUUUAAAAUUUAUUUUCAGAAUGCUAAAUGGCAGUCUUCUUUGUUGUUGUGUUUUUUUUUUUUAACUUUAUUGCAGAAGGAUAAACAACAAUGGCAACAUUUAAAAUGACCUAAAGGCAAUUUAACAAAAAUAUGUUUGAAAAACAUAAGACCACUGAAACCAUUUAAAAUAAAAAGAUUUUAAAAUUAAUUUUAAAUUUAAGUAUUCAGACAUAAUGUAGAAUGCAUAGACAGUAAGAAAAGAUAGUUUUGUAUAUCACAAGUUUAGGGGGUUUUCAAAAUAAUAGGAUGGUGGUGUAGACAAAAUGUCUUGUAAUUUGAAUAGUUGACUGCAGUUCUACAAAGGUCCUACAUAACAUCUUCAAAGUUUGUGUAUGAUAUAACAGGUCUAGAUUGCUUAAGGAAGUCUGUCACCUAAAAAAAAAAAAAUCAAUUCCAUUUUAGUUAUUAAAGCUGUUAACUUUCAAUCAAAAAAAUGUUUGUGAUAAAAUUUCUCCAUCACUUAAUGGACAGUUAAAUAAUACAUUUUCAUUUUUCAUACCUAUCAGACCAUAUUUUCUACAAAAAUUCUUAAAUUGAAUACCCUCCAUUUUAAGGAUUUUUGGUUCCUAUGUGUAUGUAUGUAUGUAUGUAAGAUGUAUGUUGCGCUGUUUUUUGUAAACAGGCAAAAGUGACUUUCCAGAUAUCUGUUCGUUAUGAACAUCCAUACCAAAGCAAAACUGGAUAUGAUGUUGUGCCCUAUUUAAUAAUUUUCUAUUUUGAUAAAUAUUAAAGUCAUAACUAAUGAAAGACUAUACCCCCUACCCUGGGAAAGACUAGUAAACUCUAUGAUAAGAGGAAAACAUUUAUGGAAUGUUAUUUACUUUCGUUGUCCAACUAACUGUCUUUAAUAUGAUGGAUUGGACUCUAGGGACUUUCCUGGGUAUGGACAGAAAACUUUAUCUAUAAGCUUCAAUUUUAUACCUGAUAUACUGUAGUAUAGAUAAGGUUCUACAGAUACAACAUAGAAUUGCAUUGUGGUUUGAUGAAAAUAAACUUGAUACUUGACAGGAUAAUCCAUUUACAGUUUCUAUCGGAAGCUAGACUAUGUGUGUACAGUACGGUAUAAUGAAACCAUUGUUGGCUCCGACCCAUAGUUAAUGUAGGGGCCCCACCAGACAGGGCAAGUCCCCUUCCCCCAUCAAACAAAGCUUUUCGGGCAGUUAGACUAAAAAAAAUAAUAUAAGAAUAGGCACAUGCUAAGCCAACACAUACAGUAUAUGUCACAGUCUGAGUGUCAUUUCCGGUCAUCCAGAGGUUCAUAUUCUUAAAAAAAAUCUCAUUUGGAAGGCGAACACCUUCACAAAAUCUUCCACAAGCUCCUGCCCACGAGCUUUAGUCCCCCUAUCGGACAGCUCGGCCCCCCCAGAAAAUAUAUCCAGCCGCCACAGCUAUUACACCAUUUUAUCAUUGGCACUAAAUAAGCAAAAAACGAAAAAAAGUGAUGCCAGGAUUAAUAAUAAUAAUGAUAAUAAUUUUGGCUGAAAUAGCGCAUUAAUCUAAAGCCUCAAUAAAAAUAAAACUGCCGGAUUAACA